AUCAAGGAUACACACAACAAUAUCUUUGAGCUGUUUUGCAGAUACUGAAACCCCCUCCAGGUGGGAGAAAUUAAUGAUUAAUGAUGGUAUGCUGCCCACAGGCAGGUAGACCUCAGACCAGUUGGAACCUGAAGGUUGAUGAUGCUGACUCCUACUUACCUCACCACCAACCCUUCAGAAGAAUGUCCACAAGCUGAUCACGGCCUCUUUGAACCAUUACUGUAAAACUUCUCACUAUCCUCUCCAAGAGGGACACAUAGUUUUCAAGGGCAGGAGCACACUGUGUCCCCCUUUGCCUGGCAAAGCAAUAAAGCUGUCCUUUUCUACUUCACCCCAAACUCUGUCUCUAAGAUUUGAUUCGGCACCAGUGUACAGAGAAGCUGAGCUUUCAGCAUCAUUAGGGGUCUGGGACCUGUCACGUGAUGAACCUCCUUGGGUCCAUCCAAACCCCUGCUAUUCACAGGCCUCCCUGAGGAUACAAAAUUACCCUAGAGGAACCAGAAACCAUCUCCAGUUCCUUUCCCCACUUCUCUGGACUCUACUGCUAGCUUCCUGUUCAUCACCUCUGUCCCAGAGUUCAGUUUUGCAAGCCGGGGGUCCUUUUGCAAUUGUUUGAAAAGCAUGUGGGUGAGAGACAGCAGCUCCCUUUCCUUCACUAUCAGAUGAUUUCAGACAAAAUGAGCAGUACAGGCCCAGUUCCUGAUCCUUUGUCUUCCCAAAGAAAACAAACACCUUGGAAUGUAUGUUCCACUAACCAAAAAAACGGAAAGAUGGGAACUCCUCCAUCUAGGAAAGCUCACAGAGUGGCCUUAGCUCCAGCCCAGACAGAGUUAAUUCCCUUCAUAAUAUCUGGGCCUGGGGCAGGAGCUCCAUGCAGCAGACCCAGGGGUAGGACAGGCGCCAUCUCAGAUGCUGAGGUACAUCUAUUUAUCAAGGAGCUGAACCCAGCCCUGGGUUGUCUGGGAUCAGGUUCUCUUUAUGGGGACACUGAAGACCGGUGACUUCCACCAGGCUGAUGUUUUACUGAGCACAAAGGUGGGCUUCAGGCCACCGCAUCAGUAGAGUAGCCCAGAUGGGGAGCCAGGAGCUGGAGAGAGGGCAGCUCCCACUCCAGCCAUCAGGGGGGAGGUAAGCACCUGCCCUUGUGGGACCAGCCCCGUACUGAGCCUGUAGACGAACGAGCCAGGGCAUGUGAUCAGAGGCUGGAUCUGGGCACAGGCAAGGAUGUGCUCAAGGGUCCUUGCCAGGGUUUUGAUUCAGAAACCAAAACUGGAUAAAAAGCAGAUCAGCCUGGAUACCUCUUCUAUGAGCAUUUUGUGCUCCUGCGUUCAGUUCUAGGUCCAGUACUAAGCAGAGCCACAGAUAAGAUUGUCAGCUGAGCUGGGUCCAGGUAUACCUUCCCCUUAAGGAGUCUCAGGUCACACAGUCCUUGCCCUUUGCUCUCUGAUCCAUCUUCCCAGUCAGUGCUUAGCCUUUUUCCUAGGCUGAGCCCUACCCCUUCAAAGAAGACCUUUCUAGCAGUAUAGCUCACCCGUAAGCUGCAAGAGGGCAGACCUCGGAAAAAAGGAUACAGAUAAGCUGGAACUCUGCAGGCUUUUCCCCUCCUCAUCAGUGGCCAGAAAGCCUGUCCCUUAAGUAUCUGAAGCAGGGGGUCCUCCUGCCACUAUCCUUCUCCCCCAGCUGUGGGGGUGGAAUGAGGUAGGAGAGGGGGCAGCUCCAGGUGAGACAGUAAAAGAGCCUCAGACACUGUUGGCUGAGCCUGGGAGGGAGGCAACGCUUUUCAUUCUCCUGUGCCUGCCCUUGGUCCCCACCCCGAUCCAUGGCGGCCCUUUCAGGAGCUUUUAGUGGACAUGAACUCAGACCUGCUGUGGAGUCGGCCAGCCUCCCUCUCCUCCCAGCUCCACCCAUUGCUCUUUCAUCACCUCUUUUGUCUGACUCAGGACCAUCCCUCCCAGGCCCCAUCUGCAAGCAGCCUUCCUCUCCCCACAACAUUCACCUCUCUCACCCCUCCUUCCUUCCAGCCCCAGUCCCCUCCUAUUCCCCUGAACAGGCACCUGCUUUCCUCCUACAAAAGGCAGGAGACAGAGGCUGUGUGAGACCAGCUGCUCUCACACUCCCUUUCCUUUGCCCUCUGCUGGCUAGGCUGGGCUGUGCCUUUGUUCUCUUCCCUCCCAGGUGAGAGUGGGUACCUGAGGUGCCAGGUCUCCUGCCUCAUUCCCCAUGAAUGCUGUGCAAUGUCCCGAGGGGCAGGAGCUACAAAAGCUGGGGAGCGGAGCCUGGGACAACCCCGCCUACAUUGGCGCCCCCUCCCUGCGUGGGACACCAAGGAUCUGUACCAUCUCCAGUGCGGUGCCUCCUCCAUCCCAACCCAAGAAGCCUGAAGAUGCACCCCAGGAGAAGGCACACAAGACCCUGGUGUCCAGUUGCUGCCUUCAGAUCUGUCGUGGCAUCAGAGAACUUUGGGGAACAACCUUGACUGAGAACACAGCUGAGAACCAGGAACUUUAUGUCAAGACCACCCUGCGGGAGCUUUUGGUGUACAUCGUGUUCCUGGUGGACAUUUGUUUCUAGACCUAUGGAAUGACAAGCUCCAGCGCCUAUUACUACACCAAAGUGAGGUCUGAGCUCUUCGUACAUACCCCAUUAGACACUGGAGUCUCCUUCCAGGCCAUCAGCAGCAUGGCCGACUUCUGGGAUUUUGCCCAGGGCCCACUACUGGACAGUUUGUAUUGGACCAAAUGGUACAACAACCAGAGCCUGGGCCGCGGCUCCCACUCCUUCAUCUACUAUGAGAACCUGCUGCUGGGGGCUCCGAGGCUGUGGCAGCUGAGGGUCCGCAAUGACUCCUGAGUGGUGCACGAGGACUUCCACGAGGACAUUCUGAGCUGCCACGACGUCUACACCCCAGACAAAGAAGAACAACUCCCAUUUGGUCUCCUCAGUGGCAUAGCAUAGACCUACCACUCGCAGGAUGAGCUGGGGGGCUCCUCUCACUGGGGCCAGCUCACAAGCUACAGCGGAGGUGGCUACCACCUGGACCUUCCAGGAUCUCGACAGGCUAGUGCAGAGGCACUCAGGGACCUUCAGGAGGGCCUGUGGCUGGACAGGGGCAGUCGGGCGGUCUUCAUUGACUUCUCAGUCUACAACGCCAACAUUAAUCUUUUCUGUGUUUUGAGACUGGUGGUGGAGUUUCCAGCUACAGGAGGUACCAUCCCAUCCUGGCAAAUUGCAGUUAAGCUGAUCCGCUGUGUCGGCAAGUGGGACUUCUUUAUCAUUGGCUGUGAGAUCAUCUUCUGCAUCUUCAUCUUCUACUACAUAGUGGAGGAGAGCCUGGAGCUCCACAUCCACUGGCUUCGUUACCUCAGCAGCAUCUGGAACAUUCUGGACCUGGUGGUCAUCUUGCUCUCCAUCGUGGAUGUGGGCUUCCACAUAUUCCGAACCCUCGAGGUGAAUCGGCUGAUGGGGAAGCUUCUGCAGCAGCCAAACACGUAUGCUGACUUUGAGUUCCUUGCCUUCUGGCAGACACAAUACAACAUGAACGCUGUCAACCUCUUCUUUGCCUGGAUCAAGAUAUUCAAGUACAUCAGCUUCAGUAAGACCAUGACCCAGCUCUCCUCCACGCUGGCCCGCUGUGCCAAGGACAUCCUGGGCUUCGCCGUCAUGUUCUUCAUCGUGUUUUUUGCCUACGCCCAGCUGGGCUACCUGCUUUUUGGGACCCAAGUGGAAAGCUUCAACACUUUCAUCAAGUGCAUUUUCACUCAGUUCCGGAUCAUCCUUGGGGAUUUUGACUACAAUGCUAUCAACAACGCCAACCGCAUCCUGGGACCAGCCUACUUUUUCACCUAUGUCUUCUUCGUCUUCUUUGUGCUCCUCAAUAUGUUUCUGGCCAUCAUCAAUGACACAUACUCAGAGGUCAAAGAGGAGUUGGCUGGACAGAAGGAUGAGCUACAGCUUUCGGACCUCCUGAAACAGGGCUACAACAAGGCCCUCCUGAGGCUGCAUCUGAGGAAGGAGCAGGUUUCAGACGUGCAGAAGGUCCUGCAGGGUGGGGAGCAGAAGAUCCAGUUUGAGGAUUUCACCAACACCUUGAAGGAGCUGGGGCACAUAGAGCAUGAGAUCACUGAGCUCACGGCUGCCUUCACCAGGUUUGACUAAGAUGGGAAUCACAUCCUGGAUGAGAAAGAGCAGGAAGAAAUGCGGCAGGACCUGGAGGAGGAAAGGGUGGCCCUCACCGCUGAGACUGAGAACCUGCACCGGUCCACUGUGAGUAGCCCACCAGGCGAGUCGAGUCCAGAGGCUGCCAAAGCAGGUGGCUGGGUUUCAGGAGAAGAAUUCUACAUGCUCACAAGGAGAGUUGUGCAGCUGGAGACUGUCCUGGAAGGAGUCAUGACCCAGAUGGAUGCCAUGGGCUCAAAGCUGCCGAUGCUGGAGAAGAAAGGGCAGCUGGCUCCCUUUCCAGGCAUGCGGGAACAAGGCAUUUGGGAGCACCUGCAGGCAGCCCCAGCUGUGACUCCAGCCCCCUGGGGACUCCAGGGCGGGCAGGAGAGUGGUGGGGGAGGGAUCCUAAAGCAUCAGACAGCAGGCUCCUCUGUCACCACCUCCCCAUAAGCCCCCUCAGCACACGCCCUCCACUUCUAGAGCAGCGGGUCCCACCACUGCUGCUGCUGAGUCCCGCCCUGUGCCUGGCCUUCUGAGCCAACGUUUCUGUGUGUAACUCUGUGAAAUACUUCCCGCUGGGCCUCUCACUCCCUGUGCUCUGAACUCUGCUGUGAUGAUUUUUUUUAAAGUCAAUAAAAAAAAAUAAAGGGAAGGAGGGUAAUAACUUUCCUAAGCAUCUGGAUAGCCAUGAUUUGUGAAAAAAGUAGAAGCUGAGAGAACAGCAAUAUCUAGAUGUCUUCCUACUUGCCAGUGAACCUUUUCCUCUGUGCAUCUAGAGAUCUACUGCCAGUACCCAUAGGGUUCAUGUCUUCCCUAUAGGGUUUCCCUGUGAAAGAGAAGGGGAAGCCAGAGAGGACACUUUCUCUUCUGGGGAGAGUACAAUGUUGCAGAGGAGUUGCAGUGGUGACCUCCCCUAGCCUUCCCCAGCAAAGUCCAGGAAGAUGGGCUUCCCUGGUGGCGCAGUGGUUGACAGUCUGCCUGCCGAUGCAGGGGACAUGGGUUCGUGCCCCGGUCUGGGAAGAUCCCACAU
Messenger RNA from Aethalodelphis obliquidens (Pacific white-sided dolphin), 5188 nucleotides. RefSeq names its product polycystin 2 like 1, transient receptor potential cation channel (gene PKD2L1). Gene Ontology annotation, cellular component: membrane. Lineage: Eukaryota; Metazoa; Chordata; Mammalia; Artiodactyla; Delphinidae. Gene Ontology annotation, biological process: potassium ion transmembrane transport; detection of mechanical stimulus. Gene Ontology annotation, molecular function: sodium channel activity; muscle alpha-actinin binding; calcium-activated potassium channel activity. The record is from RefSeq and is a predicted model, not a curated record.